UCAGUCAGAGCACGUGGAAACUCAAUACAUGCAGUUUCAAGUUUAGCAUCACGAUGUUAUUCUUCACUUCAAUUUUUACGUCUUUCUUGGCGAUCGCAUUCGCCCAGAAGAAUCCGCAUUAUGUGGGUGACAGAACAACUAUGGUUCACUUGUUUGAAUGGAAAUUCAACGAUAUCGCCAAAGAAUGCGAGGAUUUCCUUGGUCCAAAGGGCUACGGUGGUGUACAAGUUUCUCCUAUAAAUGAGAAUCUCGUAAUAAAGAAUAGACCCUGGUACGAGAAAUAUCAGCCACUUUCCUAUAAGAUUAUCAGCCGAUCCGGAAAUAAAACCGAAUUUAAGAACAUGGUAAAGAGAUGUAACAAAGUUGGUGUGAGGAUAUAUGUCGACAUAGUAAUUAAUCACAUGACAGCGGACGCACAACCUGCGUACGGUACUGGUGGUACAUCAGCAGAUCCGGAACAGCGACGUUAUCCGGCAGUUCCAUAUGGCCCAGAAGACUUCCAUAAAUCAUGUCAAAUACAAAAUUAUAACAAUGCCACCGAAGUUCGAGACUGUGAACUGUCCGGCCUUCAUGAUCUCGAUCAACGCAAGGAACACGUUCGGAAGGAAAUAAUUAAAUUUUUAAAUGAAGUCAUCGAUUGUGGAAUCGCUGGCCUCCGCAUUGACGCAGCUAAACACAUGUGGCCAGAAGAUCUUAAGAAUAUCUACAAGAGAACAAAAGCUCUGUCCCCCAAAAAUGGAUAUCCUUCGAAACGACAGAAUCCUUUGAAACCUUAUAUCUAUCAAGAAGUCAUCGAUCUUGGUGGCGAAGCCGUUAGCAAAUACGAAUAUAACACAUUCGCAAACGUCAUCGAGUUUCAAUAUGGAAUAAUUCUUGGUAAUAUGUUCCGUGGCCAGGACAAAUUGGCAAGGCUGCAAACAUUCAAUGAUUCAGAUGCUUGGAGAUUGCUACCUUCCUCCGAUGCGUUAGUUAUGAUUGACAAUCAUGAUAAUCAGAGAGGCCACGGUGCCGGCGGAGCCAGCAUUCUAACGCAUAAAGAUCCAAAACCGUACAAGAUGGCAGUGGCCUUCAUGCUUGCCUAUUCUUAUGGUCACCCUCGAGUUAUGAGCUCCUUCGCUUUUACUGAUCCUAGUCAAGGGCCACCGGCAAAUUCGGAUGGCGACAUCAUUUCGCCUGAAAUCUCCAAUGGUCAAUGCACCAACGGUUGGGUCUGCGAACACAGGUGGCUGCAGAUCUAUCAUAUGAUUAAAUUUCGUAAUAUUGUUAAUGGUGAACGACUGGAGAACUGGUGGAGCAAUGGAAAGAAUCAAAUCGCCUUCUCCCGCGGCAACAAAGGUUUCAUCGCGUUUACCGUCGAGGGCGAUCUUCGUGAGAAAUUGCAAACUGGAUUGCCCUCCGGUACUUAUUGCGAUGUCAUAACAGGAGAAGUCGACAAAGAAGUCAGCAAAUGCUCCGGAAAGUCAGUGAUAGUUGAUAAAGAUGGUAUGGCUUCAAUUGAAAUUUUGUCAAACGACUCGGAAGGCGUGCUCGCUCUUCAUAUAGAGGCGAAACUGUGAGGCUCGUCGAGGUCAAUAAACUUCAAAACAAUAUUUUAUUUUAUCUGCACGAGUAGCACAAAACCAUAUCGAUAUGUAGUACAUGCACAAAUGUAGUUGUGUUUGAAUAAAAAUACAUGCAAAUAUA
This is a messenger RNA of Camponotus floridanus (Florida carpenter ant), 1683 nucleotides long. Its product is annotated as alpha-amylase A-like. Bases 54 to 1556 code for a protein of 500 amino acids. The transcript is spliced from 5 exons. The record is from RefSeq and is a predicted model, not a curated record. Gene Ontology annotation, biological process: carbohydrate metabolic process. Lineage: Eukaryota; Metazoa; Arthropoda; Insecta; Hymenoptera; Formicidae. Gene Ontology annotation, molecular function: alpha-amylase activity; cation binding.